Megalobrama amblycephala (Wuchang bream) is the source of this 2132-nucleotide messenger RNA. It is a transcript of the gene lgalslb, whose product is annotated as lectin, galactoside-binding-like b. The transcript is spliced from 5 exons. Gene Ontology annotation, molecular function: carbohydrate binding. The record is from RefSeq and is a predicted model, not a curated record. The coding region runs from base 244 to 786 and encodes 180 amino acids. Lineage: Eukaryota; Metazoa; Chordata; Actinopteri; Cypriniformes; Xenocyprididae.
GCAGAUUAGGUUCAUAUGGAGGCUGGAUUAACCUCCACCCGUACGAUAAUCCGCGUCAGCAUAUUUCUUUCUCACUUACAGACAAUAGAGUUGCUUCUUAAUUCGUUCAGAGAAUUUGUGUUUGUUUUAUCAUUUUCUUCUUGAACUUAGACACCUUGCAGCUCCCUGCCCAGUCUGCCACGACACUGACAGAUUCCUAAACUGGACCGCCUUUGAUAAGCAUCCUAUGGUAUUUUGUUCAAGAUGGCGGUGGCGAGCAUGGAAAAGGACGCGAUAAACACCGAAGAUGAUCUUCACCUUAAUAAUUCAUUUGGAGAUGCUGGGCUUAUCUCCCCUGAUAAAGAAGACAUCUCUCGUAUUCUGACAGUUCCUUUCAGUGGACGGAUUAGAGGUGGGAUGAGGCCUGGGAAGAAGAUCAUUAUUAUGGGCAUCAUUGAUCCAGAGCCAGACAGCUUUGACAUCAGUUUGAACUGUGGCCACAGUGAGGAGAAAGAUGAUGAAGAGCUCACUGAUGUGGCCCUUAAACUCAGCGCACGAUUCACUGAAAGGCAGUUCCUGAGGAAUGCACGAGUCUCUGGGAAAUGGAGUGAGGAGGAGGCACCUAUAUCUUACUUCCCCUUCAUCCCGGACCAGCCUUUCAGGAUUGAGAUCCAUUGCGAACACCAGCGUUUUAGGAUCUUUGUGGAUGGACACCAGCUGUUUGACUUUUAUCACAAAGUAAAGUCUUUGCUGGCCAUUAAUAUGAUCCGGAUAGUUGGGAGUCUUCAGAUCACCAAGCUGGGCUAAGCAAGCACACCUGAGCACGCUCCAGAAAGGACUUCUCACAGGUGACCUUGCGCACCUGUGCAUUUGCCACAGGCAGUGAAGGCCUCUGGGCCGCAGCUCACACAAAGACAUCAGCAACAUCUGCAUUUUCACUCCUUUUGCCCUCUAACCUCUCAUUGGAAUGAUUUCUGAGUAUUGUAUCAUAACAGGUUGGUGAAUGGUUGCAAUAUCAGAUGUGUGUUUUCCAGUAUCCUUGCUUCACAUUGUAGCUUAUUUGUUUAGCUUUGAUAAUUUUUCAGGGAUCGCACACUUCGAUAUGCACUCUGUGGCAGUACCAUGCGCCACUGGGAUUUAGCUGCUCUCGAUAGACACUGCCAAUGUAGUCGUGCUUGUAGUCUAGCAGUGUAGUUUCAAAAUGAUCCAAAACUCAGGAAAUCAGAUAAAGUUGAUUUACUUCAUUUCAUUCUGAUGACAAAAAUGCUUUAAAUUAUUAUUAGAUAGGCUAUCUUGACAUACUUUGGCUGCUAGAAAUAUUGGAGCUCAGAUUCAGCAUUUGCCGUUCUGUCUGGGUUUGAUUUGCGUUAUUUUAUCUCGGUAAUUUUUAUGUUUUUGGAAGGAAGAUGUUAUUUGAUCUCCAAAUUGUGUAGUAGGGUGUAUGGCAGACAUGCAUAAAUAGCUGCUCCCUCCUGUAUCUGGUCAUUGCAACUAUUCAUUUUUUUUUUUGGGAGAUAUACAGCGAUAUGUCACACUAAAUUGUUGUAGAAUGUCACAUUUUAUUUAACUUGAGGUUAAGAGGAAGUUUUUAUUUUUGGAAAUGAAGCACUGAAAUUUGAUCAUCCAGCCAUUCUCUUCUAAGCUAGUGCAGUAUUUAAGUACAACUGUAUAAUGUAAAAUCCUUGGCAACCGAACCAACAAAUUACUGCUUUUGGACACAGAUGUUUAUUUAGAUUUUUCUGUGAGGAAUGACAGUGAUUUUUCCACUCAUCUGUUUACGCUUUAUUAUAAGCACCUAGUAAAAGUUGUUGAAGGAGCAAAAAUAACAGGGCUAAAUUGUUUCUUGAAUGUACCAUCAUCCACUCAUAGGCUACUUAAUAGCUUAGCUGUGGAUGUAAAGUGAGUGUCUUCACAGAAAAAAAAGAUCCCGUCCUCCUUAUUCUUACUACUUAUGUCACUCCUCUAAAUAUAAACGCAGAAAAGGGUCAGCAUAUUUCCUUUGUUCAGCAAUGCUUUUUGCCCCUCUACCCUGCAGUGCACACCCACAUUCCCACAAUCCUCUCAGUUGCCUUCUGCUCCACCUCCACUGAAUUAGUGUGAUAUCAGUGAUUUAUUAUUGCUACUAAUUACAUUAAAUUACAAUACCUGAGAAA